UUGCACAGAUUGGCAACGAAACACAAGUAAAAUCACAACUAAAUAAGGCGUAGGCAAAGAGAGGUUACACUAUAGAGCUUCUUUAUCACUAGAAACAAAUAAUAAUAAUAAUUUGUGCUUUAAAAGUUGUCGAUGCAACAGUCCUAUUGUGGAUGUGGUGAGGCCGUCAAAGCGUCACUGGGUUCCAGCGCCACCUGCAGGCGGAUCAGGGAAGGCCAUGAACGGUCCCGGAUAGAAACUAAGGCAUUGAGGAUUUAUUUUUGUAGGUGCAAAUAUAAGUCAAGGAAGAUGAUGUAAAAAGUCACACUUUAAGGCCUAGAGACGGGUUUCUCAAGCAGACAGACAGCUGUGCAGCUGGGAAGGGUUUCUCGAUAUAACACGUUCACUAAAGCAAACCUUGUGAUGAGACAACAAACAAUGCCUGUGUGGCAUUAAUAAGCAAAAUAAAGAAACACAUUCAUGUCUGGAAAUAGCCAUCUAUCAGACUAAAGACCAACAUUUGUAAAGGACAAACCCAGCUAUUCUAAUUAGAAAUUGCCCAUUUGACCUUAUCUUAAAAUUGUUUCCACGAUAUGUAUGAAUUUGAAUCAUAUAUUUUUUUAUUAUUGUGUCAUGCAUUAGCAUGCCCAGCCCACAAGGGCUUACAAGACACCAUUAUAAAACAUAGACCAAUAAUCAAAAGAAGAUGCUACAAUACUAACAUUAACGAUAUAAACCAUACUGACGUUUCAUCCAGGCUUUAACAAAAUAAUCUAACUUAUAAACAUUAAAGGUAAUCAAACAUUCUAUCCUGACAUCAUUACUCCAAAAUAUGUCAGGGUUUUGAGCACAAAGUUCAUUUAAAAUAUGUACUCUUCGUUCAUCAUAGAAGGGACAGUAUAAAAAAAAAUCGAGAUUCAUUCUCCACUUCUUUUAAAUCACAAAGUCUCUGUUCCUCUGGGAUAUUUUUUAAUCUGCCGAACUCAAGUGCCAGGGGAAGGAUUCCCAUUCUUAAUUGGGCAAUGAAGGAUCUUUGAUUUCUUGGUAAAUUAGUUUUAACAUUCAAUUCUGUUUCAUAAUUAUGCUUGAUUUGGACAUGUGUCCGUAAUUUCAGUUUUAACAUAUCAUUUAACCACUUUUCAUUGAAACGCUGUGGUUGAAAAAUAUACAUUAACAUAUCUAGAGAUCUUAAUGAUUUAAAGGCUCUCAAGCAGACGCAGCCUCGUUUACCCGUCGGAUGUAUUUCCUGGUUGCACAGUUGCACUGAUGCUAAUGCUAAUGCUAAAAACAAGUCCAGCUGAUGUGAGUCUGACAGGAGAGACAUCUGAAGUCACCCGGAGCUGCUACCAUGGCGGGGUCGGCUGGUCGCAGGAAGAGAGUGCUGGAGCCGGGGGCCGGAGAGGCGGCUGAGGACCAGCAGGACUGUGGUGUCCUGUUGUUCUCUGACCGACCGGACCGGUGUCCUGUUCAGCCUGAUGAGACGGCGACCGUCCUGAGGAAGCGCUCGCCCCGGCUCCGGGACCUCUCCAGGACCCCCGCCAGCGAGAGCAUCUUCUGCUGCUCCCUGUGCUACAAGGCCUUCAUCUCCUCCUCCAGCCUGGAGGCUCAUCACAAGGCCAGCCACAAGACCUUCUCAUUCUCCUCCUCCUCCUCCAGCCUGGAGACCAACCACAAGGGCUCCUCCUCCUCCAGCCUGGAGACCAACCACAAGGCCUCUUCCUCCUCCUCCUCCUCCUCCUCCUCCAGCUUGAAGGCCCCCCUCCUGGGGGCCCGCCCCACCCAGAGACCCCACCCCUGCGCCGUCUGCUCCAGGAGCUUCCGCCGGCCCUGCCUGCUGCGGGAGCACCUGAAGAGCCACGGCCCGGGCCGGACCGGCCCGCCGGGACACGGCAGCGCUCAGGAACCAGUCAGCCAACCAGACGCCUCAGAACCCCGUGACCUCAGCACCAAGCCGUCUGCUGGUAACCACGGUGACCCCGCCGGCCGCCCAGAGGACGAAGAGGACAAGGCGGCGGAUCGCCGCGGCGAGGAAGACGUCAGCGGUUUGAUCAACUCCGACGGCGAGGAGGAGUACUGGGAGUCUCCGUCCAGAACCGGUGAGGGCCGGGUCAGAGCAUCCACACUAACGCUCCGACCCCAACCUGCCCAGAAGGAGCGGGACGUGCGGGCGGCGGCGGCGGCGGCGGAGCGGGCCGGUCCCAAGCCCCGCCACGGCUGCCCGGUGUGCGGGCGGGACUGCCUCAAGGCCUCGGCGCUGCAGAAGCACCUGCGCGUCCACUCCGGCGAGCGCCCCUUCCAGUGCCCCGUGUGCCGCAAGAGCUUCGUCCAGCACGUGCACAUGACGGAGCACCUGCGCAUCCACACGGGCGAGAAGCCCUACACCUGCCCGCUGUGUGGGCGGAGCUUCACCUUCUCCAGCGCCCUGCGCCGCCACCAGCGGCUGCACGCCGACACCCGGCCCUUCCAGUGCGCCGUCUGCCACAAGAGCUUCAAGCAGCGGAGCUCGCUGAAGGGCCACCAGCUGGUGCACACGGGCGUGCGCUUCCCCUGCCCCGUCUGCAGCAAGAGCUUCAGCCGGCCCCUGGAGCUCAACUACCACGUGGGGACGCACUCCUCGGCGAGGCCCUACUACUGCCACACCUGCCAGAAGAACCUGAGCGGGGCCCGCGUGUACCGCAAGCACCUGAAGAGGCACCAGGGGGAGCCGGGGGGGGGCGGGGAGCCCAGGGGGGGAGGGGGGGGGUCAGGGGAGGCCGGGGAGGAGGAGGAGGCGUCGGGUGGGGGAGGCGAGGAGAGGGGAGGGGGGGAGGAGGUGGAGGGGGAGGAGGUGGAGGAGGAGGAGUGGGGAGGUGAGGAGAGGGGAGUGUGAACUCUGCCCUGUAGAGCAGCUAGGGGUCACUCCAUGACCUGCACAUGACCGAUCCCCAGUCUAUCACAGUUUAGACGACCAAUGAACGAGGGGUUACCCGGAACUCUUCAGGACACUCUUCCCGGGGCGUGUUGUAGAAUGUGAGUAACGUCGGUCCUCUUUCAUAUUUGUCCUCCUGACCUUCCCCCAAACAGAGGCAAGGUUACCCCGGGAGCAGAUGGGUUCAUCUAGUGCCUUGCUCGUGGUGUCGUGGAACAGACCGGGGAAACAGACCUCGGAAUCCCAGCUGCUAACGAGGAAUCGGAGGAGGACAUUGGAGACUUGAAGGUUUUGUGGAUGAUUACGGUUACAGAAUGGUUGUUGAUAAUACGUUUGGAAGCGGUAUGGCAGCCGAUAUGACAACCAAGGAAAUGGAAAUCACUAAUACCAAGGAAGAAUUCAUCAUAAUAAUUUAUAUUACAUGUUUGUCAAAUGUAUGUUUGCUAUGACCAAUGACGCUAUGUACCUCUGUGGAAUGCUUGUAUGGCUUCAUAUACCUGCUAACGUGUUGACAUAUUCAAUUGUCUUUUUCAUUGGGGCACAGUUAAAACUCAGAAUAAAUAAAUGUCUUUUGUAUA
Messenger RNA from Gadus morhua (Atlantic cod), 3465 nucleotides. Its product is annotated as zinc finger protein 358. The coding region runs from base 1328 to 2848 and encodes 506 amino acids. Gene Ontology annotation, cellular component: nucleus. Gene Ontology annotation, molecular function: RNA polymerase II cis-regulatory region sequence-specific DNA binding; DNA-binding transcription factor activity, RNA polymerase II-specific. Gene Ontology annotation, biological process: regulation of transcription by RNA polymerase II. Lineage: Eukaryota; Metazoa; Chordata; Actinopteri; Gadiformes; Gadidae. The transcript is spliced from 5 exons. The record is from RefSeq and is a predicted model, not a curated record.